Messenger RNA from Phragmites australis (common reed), 1831 nucleotides. RefSeq names its product noroxomaritidine synthase-like. The record is from RefSeq and is a predicted model, not a curated record. Lineage: Eukaryota; Viridiplantae; Streptophyta; Magnoliopsida; Poales; Poaceae. The transcript has a single exon. The coding region runs from base 1 to 1557 and encodes 518 amino acids. Gene Ontology annotation, molecular function: monooxygenase activity; heme binding; iron ion binding.
AUGGAUGCGUUUUUCCUGUCCAUAGAGCUGUUCCUAGUCAUCUGCUUCCUCAUCCUGUACUACUACCACCUGCAAUCUAAGAAAACUAGCUCUUUGGAGCCGACCGAAUGGCCAGUAGUUGGGCACCUCCCCGGCUUGGUCGCCAACAUCCACAACUUAUACGACUGGGCCACCAGCAUCCUGAGCGACGUGGACUACAACUUCGAAGUUCGCGGUGGGCGCACCGGCCUGCGGUAUUUCGUCACUUGCGACCCCUCCAAUGUGCGCCACAUCUUCACGUCCAACUUCGCCAACUACCCAAAAGGCGACACGUUCGCCGAGAUCUUUGACAUUCUUGGCGACGGCAUCUUCAACGCCGAUGGGGAGUCGUGGCGGCGCCAGCGGGUGACGUCCCAGAUGCUCUUGAAUGGUCCUCAGUUUCGCGCCUUCGCUGCACGGUGCUGCCGUGACAAGGUGGAGAACAGCCUCCUGCCUUUCCUCGCCCACACUGCUAAUGAAGGACGGCCGUGUGAUCUGAACAACGUGUUCCUGAGGCUAGCGUUGGACCUGACCUGCACCCUCGUCUCCGGUGUCGAUCCUGGGUGUCUGGCGAUCGGCUCGCCGGUGGUUCCCUCCUUUGCGCGUGCGAUGGACGAUGCGUUGGAGACUCUUUUCCUCCGGCACAUCACCCCGGCGGCCUGCUGGAAGCUCAUGAAGAGGCUGGAAGUAGGGCAGGAGAAGAAGAUGGCGGCUGCUCGAAGGACGAUUGACAGUUUCGUCGCCGCCACCAUCGAAAAACGCAGGGCCCACAAGCUCAAGGAAUGCAUCAGUAACUCAGCCGACUUGCUGUCCUCGUUCAUCUGUAACGAAGACACCAGCCACAACGAUGACGUAUUCUUGCGGGACACGAUGGUGAACCUCUUGGUCGCCGGCCGCGACGGGACGGGCUUGGCGCUGUCGUGGUUCUUCUACCUCAUCUCCAAGAACCAACGCGUCGAGCAGAAACUACUGGACGAGCUUGCGCCAAUCGCUUCAAAGAAGGUCGCCGACGGUGCCGCUGGACCCAGCAGCGGCAUGGUGACCUUCGACGCGAGCGAGCUCAGCAGCCUGGUGUACAUGCACGCAGCAUUGUGCGAGUGCUUGAGGCUGUACCCGCCCAUCCCGUUCGAACACAAGGCGGUGGUAGACGACGACCUGCUGCCGAGCGGACAGGAGGUGAAGGCAGGCGAUAAGAUACUAGUGUUAAACUACUCCAUGGGCAGGAUGGAAGGCGUGUGGGGCAAGGACUGCAUGGAGUUCCGGCCCGAGAGGUGGGUUACCGAGGAAGGGAAGCUGCGGUACGAGCCAUCUUACAAGUUCAUCUCCUUCAACACUGGGCCGCGGACGUGCCUCGGCAAGGAGAUGGCGUUCAUGCAGAUGAAGACCGUGGCGGCGCCCGUGCUUUGGAACUUCGCCAUGGAUGUUGUGCCGGGGCACGUCGUGGAGCCCAAGCUGUCCAUCACACUUCACAUGAAGAAUGGGCUCGCCGUCAGCGUCAGGAGAAGGGACGCCUACCACGGCAAGCUAGCUCUUGACUGAACGCGUACGGCUCCACGGCGUGUUACUCUGUUGUACGGCCGGACGUAGCUACUGUUAUGUUUUAAUCAUGCUUGGUGUGGAGGUGUCAUGUGUGUCAGGGUGUAAUCCUCGACUUCCCUUCUCUGACCGGAUAUCUGGCUGAGUCGUGGGUCAGUGGAAGUAGGAGUUAGUUCAGAGUCUGUCAGUCCGUUUUUUCAGUCAGUACAUGCGCAACUUGAUCGGCUUGUGGGAUGGCACAAGACGUGGAGAUCAUGGCGCACAUAUAGGCCUUAUU